AUGCGUUUACAAGCCACACUUCUAAUACCAUUACUACUAAAUUCAUUAACCUUAGCUUCUCCAGGUGACAAUUUAGAUGAAUUUGAUGAUUGUUUAGAUGCUUGUGAAUUCCAAAGAAAAUGUCCAAACUCUGAAGUAGACGAAGAAGAUUUACCAUCAAACUCAUAUACAAAUAUAAAUUUCAAUCAAACACCAUUCCUAUUAGAAAAAUUAUUGUUUUGGGAUUGUAUGGCUGAUUGUGAUUACCAAUGCCAACAUAUUAUCACUAAAGAAAGAAUUCAUGAUAAAGAAGAAAUUUAUCAAUUCCAUGGUAAAUGGCCAUUUUUAAGAUUAUUAGGUAUGCAAGAAUUUUUUUCUACUAUAUUCAGUGUAGGCAAUUUUAUACCACAUUAUUUUGGGUUCCGCUUAUUAUUACAAAAGUACCACCAAGUCUCAAUGAGAGGUGAUCAUAAGAAACCUUUAUUAAUUAAUUAUAUUGCUGUUGCUAUUGCUGGGAUGUUAGCUUGGAUUUCCUCUUCUAUAUUUCAUUUUAGAGAUUUAUUAUUCACUGAGAAAUUGGAUUAUUUCUUUGCUGGUGGUACUGUCUUAAUGGGGUUUCAUGCUAUUAUUGGCCGUAUGUUUCGUCUAGAUCAUAAACCAACGAUUAGAAAAACAUUUAGCAUUUUUGUUAUAACAAUUUUCUGUGCACACUUGUUACGUCUUUAUCUGGAUUGGUCAUACACAUAUAAUAUGCGUUUCAAUCUAUUUUUUGGUUUAUUACAAUACGCUUCUUUAGUUUCAUUGGCUAUACGAAAUUAUUUAUCAUUACAAAAGAAGAAAAAACAACAUUCAUAUGGUAGUAGAUACAAUAUACAUUCACAGAGAUUAUUCUCAUUAUGUGCCACACCAAUUCUACUAGUGGUUUUCACGUCCAUUGCCAUGUCAAUGGAAAUAUUUGAUUUCUUUAGUUACACUUUCCAAAUCGAUUCUCACGCUAUCUGGCAUGCCGGUACUAUUUUGCCAUCAUUCUUCUUAUAUAAAUUUUUCAUUGAUGAUUAUGAAUAUCUAAGCAAAGAGGAAUAUGAUUAA
Henningerozyma blattae CBS 6284 is the source of this 1068-nucleotide messenger RNA. It is a transcript of the gene PER1, whose product is annotated as Per1p. Lineage: Eukaryota; Fungi; Ascomycota; Saccharomycetes; Saccharomycetales; Saccharomycetaceae. Bases 1 to 1068 code for a protein of 355 amino acids. The record is from RefSeq and is a predicted model, not a curated record. Gene Ontology annotation, biological process: GPI anchor biosynthetic process. The transcript has a single exon. Gene Ontology annotation, molecular function: hydrolase activity, acting on ester bonds. Gene Ontology annotation, cellular component: endoplasmic reticulum membrane.